AUGGCCGACCGACCUGACCUCGUACCCUCAUACGUAGGACGCAACCUCUAUACGAACGACAUGAAAUUGGUUGACGAGCAGAUCGUGCGCAUCCUUGCUGUGUUUACUGUAACGGUCUCCCUGAUCGCCUGUCACAAAACCGGAUGCCCCCGGAAAUCAGCGGACGCCAACGCAAGCAUGAUCGAGAACAUUGUACACAUGGGCGGCCUUGCUGAGAACUCGAGAGUGCCUGCAGCUACUAUUAUCGCCACGCUCCAGCGGCUAUGGGUUCUGUAUGCAGAUCAUGAGAUGACAUGCUCGACCGCCGCUUUCCUGCACGUGGCGUCGACCCAGGCCGAUCCUAUCUCCUCAAUCAUCGCGGCAGUCGCGGCAGGGUAUGGGCCCCUACAUGGCGGGGCGAUCGACACUGCCUACAGUGUCAUCAGAGAUGUCGGGACAACCGAUCAGGUCCCACAGCUCAUUGAAAAAGUGAAACGGAAAGAGUGUCGAUUGUUUGGAUACGGUCAUCGAAUCUACAAAGGGACAGACCCACGCGCGAAGGCGAUCAAGGAGAUGCUUCAUGACCUCACGCGUGAGAUCCCUGUAAAUGAGUUGGACCCGCUCCUUAAGGUCGCAUUCGAGAUCGAUCGCAUUGCUAGCAGCGAUGAUUUCUUCACUGCUCGCAAAAUAUUUGCGAAUGCUGAUCUGUAUGGUAGCUUUGUCUACACUGCACUGGGCAUUCCUACAGAACUAAUUACGCCCUUGGUGAUCGUCUCGCGGAUCCCUGGCAUUCUGGCCCAGUGGAGGGAGUCCAUCGGCCACCGGAAAUAUGGCGGCCCCAACAAAUCUAUACAGGGUCAGACACAGGUGGUCCCAGUGGAAAUGAUAGUUAUAUAA
Aspergillus pseudoviridinutans is the source of this 876-nucleotide messenger RNA. RefSeq lists its product as uncharacterized. The transcript has 3 exons. Gene Ontology annotation, molecular function: acyltransferase activity, acyl groups converted into alkyl on transfer. Lineage: Eukaryota; Fungi; Ascomycota; Eurotiomycetes; Eurotiales; Aspergillaceae. Gene Ontology annotation, biological process: tricarboxylic acid cycle. The coding region runs from base 1 to 876 and encodes 291 amino acids. The record is from RefSeq and is a predicted model, not a curated record.